Molecule: messenger RNA, 870 nt
Organism: Cladophialophora bantiana CBS 173.52
Lineage: Eukaryota; Fungi; Ascomycota; Eurotiomycetes; Chaetothyriales; Herpotrichiellaceae
Exons: 2
Coding region: 1-870 (289 amino acids)
Source: RefSeq, a predicted model, not a curated record
AUGUCCUCCAAGCGUCCCAUUGCGGUGCUCAGAGCAACAGGGGUUCAGGGCGGUUCUGUAAGUGAUAUUUCGCCCCCGAAGAAGCAAAAGGCAAUCUUUAAUCCUGACAGGUACAAUAUAGGUUGUUUGACACCUCUCGACACGGCGCAGUUCAACGAUCCUGCGUCGCUGGUCAAGGCGUUCGAAGGCGUCGAGGCGGUCUACACGUUGACCAACUUCUACAACCCAGAGAACCAAUCCAACCCACUUGCCGAAGCGCAGCAGGAAAUCGCCAUCGCCGACGCCGCCAAAGCAGUCGGUGUGGGGUUUGUCAUCUGGUCCACCGUUCCCAGCUCCAUACUGCGAACGAAUGCCCAAUGCGCCUUUGCUCACGUAGUCGAGAACAAAUUUUACGUCUCUGUUUACCUGAAGAAGAUCAAAAUCCCCCACGUCGAGAUGUAUCUGGGCUGCUACUACGACAACUGGCCCAAUUUCAAGUUUCUCUCGAUUGCUGCAGACGGCGUCAUCGAAGUCACCCAGCCCGUCACGAGGCCGGGGACUAAAAUAGGGAUGAUUUGGACGGAGCGCGACCUCAGGCCCGCCGUCGAUGCGAUCCUGAAGAACUACCGCACAAAGCCACUGGCCAGCGGAGAGGUUUACUGCGUGGGCGGGUAUCAUAGCACUGCAGAUGUGGCUGAGGAGGUUCAGAGGCAGACGGGAAAGCAGACGCGGGUGGUCACUACGCCGACGUCGGGGUUCAAGGAUCUAGAUCUCAUGUACGAGUAUUACAACGACCACAGGCUGUACUCGGAAUUUCCCAUUCCGGAAAAGGAGACGUUGGGACUUGGUAUUGAGUUUCAUUCGAUGGAGGAUUUUGCAAAGAGGUUGUGA